GCGGCUCGUCUGCCGUGCCUUCACGCACGGCAGAACUGCCGUACGGGCCACAAUCGGCCGUUCGUUCACUGCUUUCUCAUCCAACGGACCUCUGCUACCCCACUAACAAGCGAACCGAAUUAGCGGGAGCUGUUAAUAAAAUAGGCGCCAAAAUCACGUCCGCCGCCUGGCCUUCUCGCGCCAAAAAUUGCUGCGCCGCGUAUCAAGGUGAGGACUGAGGUGCUCGUCGCACGAAUCGGCACAACCAAGAUGCGUUCUCCUUGAGUUGCCACCGCCGCGAUCGUGCCAAGCUGCUGCCACCACCGCCGCCGCAUCGAAUCCAACGGAGCUGCCGCCGUGGCUUUGCUUGUCGAGCAGCCGCCACCGCGUCGCCCGUCGAGCAGCCGCCGCCGCCGCCGAAUCCAACAAAGUUGCAAUCGCAGCGUCGCCGUCAGCUUCCGCCGCUGUGUCACAUCCAACAAAGCUGGCUCCAAACUGCGCGUACACGUUGCGAUCUAAGGCGAGGAGUCACGUUCGAUCGCCAUAGGUAAAAAUCAAAAACUCAUCGAUCUCCUAAUUUGCUUUUCAAAACUGAUGCUUAGCUGAUUUUCUUCCUUGUACAUUCUCCUCUGUAUUGCUGAAGAACUUUGGUUUUUAUUGCCACUUAGUCAAUUGGUGGAGCCAUCCCACAUCUGUUUUCCAAUGGAAAGCACAAACGAGGGAGAUCACCAGGAUAAUGGCAGUCUGAAUACAUCGAGUGCCAUACCAAGUUGGGUACCACAGAUGGGCAUGAAAUUCGGCACUGUCGAUGAAGCAUGGACAUUCUGGGUUACUUAUGGGGGCAAAGUUGGAUUUGGUACUAGAAAGCGAUACCUCAACCCAAGUAAGUUUGAUCGGACAAUCACGUCGUGCAGAUUUGUUUGUCGCAAGGAAGGCCAUCGAGGAAAAGACAAAAGAGAUAAGCAUAUUAAGGAACCUCGAGCUGAGAUUCGAACCGGUUGUCUAGCUCGCAUGGGUCUCACAAUAAACAGAGAAGCGGGAAAUUAUGAAGUAACCGAUCUUGUUCUAGAGCACAACCACAUUAUGCAGUUGCAAGAAACAUGCCACUUUCUGCCAUCACAGCGAAAGAUAUCUGAAAUUCAAGCUUUUGAGAUUGAAAUUGCAGAUGAUUCAGGUAUUGGGCCAAAAGCUGCGUAUGAGUGUGCUAGUCGUCGAGUUGGUGGACCAUCUGUUCUUGGCUAUAUACGUAGGGAUCACAAAAAUCACCUACGUACUAAGCGCCAAAGGGAACUAAUGUAUGGUGAAGCUGGGAGUAUGUUAAAAUACUUUCAGGAUAAAGUCGCCCAAAACCCAUCGUUCCAAUAUGCCAUACAGCUAGACAAUGAAGAACAGAUCACAAAUAUAUUUUGGGCUGAUGCAAAAAUGUUAAUUGAUUAUGCUCAUUUUGGUGAUGUGGUUACUUUUGACACAACAUUUGGAACCAACAAGGAACUUAGGCCAUUUGGUGUAUUCGUUGGGUUCAAUCAAUUCAGACAAACUGUUAUAUUUGGUGCUUGCCUUUUAUAUAGUGAAACAUAUGAGGCUUUCAAAUGGCUAUUUGAAACUUUUCUCUUUGCACAUAAUCAGAAGCAUCCAAGAACUAUAUAUACAGAUCAAGAUGUUGCAAUGGGAAAUGCGGUUGAGGAUGUAUUUUUAAUGGCACGGCAUGGUUUAUGCACGUUUCACAUAAUGCAGAAUGCCAUCAAACAUUUAUCUUGUCAUAAGAAGGAGGAGGAGGAGGCGGAGGAGGAGGUUGAAGGGGAGGGGGAGGGGGAGGAGGAGGAGGAGGAGGAUGAACCACAUAUUCUUGCAGACUUCAGUGCUUGCAUGUAUGAGUACCGAGACAAGGAAACAUUUGAGGAAGCUUUUGACACCAUGCGAGGUAAAAUAGAAAAACAAACUUGGCUUGAUAGCAUCUAUAAGGUAAAAGAGAAGUGGGCUGAAUGUUUUAUGAUGGAUGCUUUCACCUUGGGAAUGCGAAGCACACAACUAAGUGAGAGCCUAAAUAAUGACCUCAAGAACCACUUAAAAGCAGAUCUUGACAUUCUUCGUUUUUUCAAACAUUUUGAAAGGGCCGUGCAAGUGAAACGUGAUGCUGAGUUGAAUUCAGAGUAUGAGUCUAGGGAGUUAUUACCUAGGGUCAAAAUGAAUGUUCCCAUGUUGAUCCAGGCAAGCAAGGUCUACAGUCCUAUCAUAUUUGAAAGUUUUCAAGCAGAAUUUGAGAGAUCCAUUGCAUCAUUCACCAAACAACUAGAUGUGGGCUAUGAAUUUGCCAUAACAAUCAGCUCCGAAGAUGAAUGCAAAGUUAUUGGGAAUCCUUUUGAACAAACAGCUUCCUGCAGCUGUGGCCAGUUUGAGAGAAUCGGUAUAUUGUGUGCCCAUGCUAUAAAAGUUCUUGAUUUGAUGAACAUUAAGUUAUUGCCAGAACAUUAUAUUCUGAAGAGAUGGACUAGAGAAGCACGGUGUGGAACUAUUCAGGACAGAAGUGGGAGGAAUGUUGUUGAGAACCCAAUGUUCGAUAUUGAUCAGCGCUACAAAUCUCUCAAUCGCAAGUUUAUGAAUUUGGCCACCCAAGUAGCUCCCUCCGAAGAAUGUUGUACUCUGCUUGAAAGUGCACUUGAUAGCCUUACUAAGGAAUUUCUAGGCCGAAUGAAAAAUGCCCAUCAAAGUAACCACAUGGAGGGAUGUUCCACCCAAGUGGUACAUGAAGAAUCAAAUGAGCACUUAGCUGCUGCACGCCUAAAGAAAAAAUCUCCUAAGAAGAAAACUAGAAAGAGAAAGUUGAACUGGAUUGACAAGCAACAUAAGAACAAGAAGAAAGGGGCUCCAAAGAAAGGACAAACUGAAGUAAAGAGAGCAAAGAAAUUACCUAAGCAAAGAGAAGAUGGGAUUGGACCAUCACAAUCGCACACCAUAGAAAACAAUGAGUAUUGGAGCAACCAGAAUGUGACCGGGAGUAAUUGUUUCACAGAUAAUUAUAUUGCACCUAGUUUUACCGAUUUGGUGACGACUUCUAGAGUCGAAGACAUUGAAGCCCUUUGCCGUGACGACUUCUUUUGAUAAUUAAAGGAAGUGCUCUCUUCAUUUGGAUGCAGUGAAAAGUCCAUUUAGCAGUAGUUCUGUGAAAUGCACUCAUGUGAUGUGGCUUCUCAGUGUUAUGGUAUUUUGGGGAUUUAUAUAAGUAGUAAUAGUAUUCUGUUGGUGCUUGAGUUUCAAUGC
Messenger RNA from Triticum aestivum (bread wheat), 3237 nucleotides. Its product is annotated as protein FAR1-RELATED SEQUENCE 5. NCBI's taxonomy places the organism in Eukaryota, Viridiplantae, Streptophyta, Magnoliopsida, Poales, Poaceae. The coding region runs from base 682 to 3078 and encodes 798 amino acids. The transcript has 4 exons. The record is from RefSeq and is a predicted model, not a curated record. Gene Ontology annotation, molecular function: zinc ion binding.